UUCUCUCCCGCAAAAAAAUGCUAAGUCAAUUUAAUAAGGCUUUCUUUACGUUUUAGAGUUUAUAUGAAGAUAAUUUCUUUAGUGCAAUUGUUACUUGGGGUCCUUUAAGACCAGGGCAACAGGUUUGACAGGUGUAUCGGAAGUGAAGGCAGUUUCACCUGCGCCAGGUGUGAGAAGUCCAAAUCCUGAUAUUCGGCGUCUCCAACCCUCGCAAAACAAAGUCCGCUUUCAGUAAAAAAAAAAAAAAAAUGAACAACCCAAUUCCAUCCAACCUAAAGUCUGAAGCUAAAAAGGCUGCUAAAAUCCUGCGGGAAUUCACUGAGAUUUCCAACAGACAAGGCCCCGACAAGCUUAUUCCAGCCCAUGUGAUCGCCAAAGCUUAUGGACUGGCAAUCUUAUCAGUCAUCAAAGCAGGAUUCAUGAUCACUGCUCGAGGGGGAAGUGGGAUAGUGAUUUCUCGUCUUGCUGAUGGAAGAUGGUCAGCUCCCACAGCCAUCGGUAUCGCUGGUCUUGGUGGAGGCUUUGAAAUUGGGCUGGAGGCUUCUGACUUUGUCAUCAUCUUAAAUCAGCGGCGGGCUGUGGAAGCUUUCAGUAAAGGGGGAAACCUUACAUUUGGAGGGAACUGCACUGUGGCUGUUGGCCCUCUUGGCAGGAAUUUGGAGGCGGAUGUGGCAUUCCGAAGCACUGCGGCUGUCUUCUCCUAUUGCAAAUCACGUGGCCUCUAUGCUGGAGUUUCUCUUGUUGGCUCCUACCUGAUGGAACGUAAAGACACUAAUAGAAAAUUCUAUGGCCAAGAUAUUCGUGCAUCUGCUAUUCUCAAUGGAGAUGUGGAACCACCUCCAGAAGCCUAUGACCUGUAUGCUAUUUUGGAGGACUACACUGAAAAGUACACCACUGAUUGGCAGAGCAAGUACAUGAAUCCUAAUAAGAAGAGUAUAGCCCCAACCAGACCUGCACCUCCAAGCCAGAGAUCAUCAGCUUACACUCCAAGGGCUCAAGCUUCAUUUGCAGAAGCAAGGCCACCUCUCUAUCCCAGUCUUCAGACAUGGGGAUCUCAAAACUCAGAUGAAGCAUCAGGUGGUGCGCUUGUAGUGACGGCAAUGCAUGAGUUCAGUGGGCAGCAGCCCGGUGAUCUGAGCUUUGCUGUCGGUGAUCGCAUCACUGUCACCACAAAGACGGACUCUCAGUACGACUGGUGGGAGGGAGAGCUGAGAGGACAGGUCGGCAUUUUUCCUGCCAACUUUGUCUCUCUCAACUGAGCAUGGAAAGACACUUUUGGCAUUAAAGGAUCCUUUUUUCAAGGAUCAUUUUAAAAUGAAGUUCUUUUCCUGGCAUUACAAAAUGUUCGGUUUCAGUUGAUCAUUCUCACUUACAGUGUUUUACAGUAGUGACUCAUAU
Molecule: messenger RNA, 1398 nt
Organism: Clarias gariepinus (North African catfish)
Lineage: Eukaryota; Metazoa; Chordata; Actinopteri; Siluriformes; Clariidae
Gene: sh3yl1
Product: SH3 and SYLF domain containing 1
Exons: 10
Coding region: 249-1259 (336 amino acids)
Cellular component (GO): ruffle membrane
Molecular function (GO): phosphatidylinositol binding; protein binding
Source: RefSeq, a predicted model, not a curated record